GCCUGUCACACCAGGCUUGUCUAUUGGCCAUUCAAUUCCGGUUCGACGGUAGUCACGUGACCGCUCGGUCUUCUUAUUGCUACAGUAAAUUUGACGCGACAACAACUUCGGAAAUUCCUCUGCAGUUGCCACGAAGAGACAGCUUCUAUAAUGAUGAGAAAGCUUAAACAAUGAGGACACUACUUGAAGUCGCAGCUAAAACAGCAGAAAAGUAGAGAAACUACACGCACUGGUUAGCAAGACACGGCGCAUUCCACUUCGCGGGUGACUGACGCCAAGAAAACACUGUGACUAUAUUUAGACUCGCGAACACCUGCUUUGAGUGACAUGUUGUGACUGUAUGAAACUGACAUGAAACUGACACGAAAAUUGCCAAGGCAACAAAGUGACGAUAUAUUGUGUGAGGAUCGAUAAUACUGUUUGUGGUGGACACGUACGUCAAUAUUCUGGGAUAAUACCACCAUUCAAGAUGUCAGCGCUUCAACGUUUCAUCGGCAGGAUAACGCGGACUAAAACCAUCAACGACGACUUCCAUGAGACAUCUCUACGACGAUGUCUCAACACCUUCGAUAUCACCAUGCUUGGGAUCGGUCACAUGAUCGGAGCAGGAAUCUACGUACUAACCGGAACAGUCGUUCAUAACAAAGCUGGACCCUCCGCCGUUCUCUCGUAUCUCUUCGCCGGAGUAGCUGCGCUUCUUUCCGCUCUUUGUUACGCCGAGUUCGGAGCCAGGGUUCCAAAGGCCGGCUCGGCCUAUUCCUACACUUACGUCACCGUUGGAGAAGUAUGGGGCUUUGUGAUUGGCUGGAAUGUUGUCUUGGAGCACCUGAUUGGCGCAGCGGCAGUAGCGCGUGCGUGGAGCGGCUCCAUCGACUCAUUGUUCGACGGCGCAAUAAGGAACAGCACUAUUGCCACGAUCGGCUACAUGGGCAAGGGUAACGAUUGGAUAUCUGACUAUCCUGACUUCCUCGCAUGGGCGAUAACUAUAGUUGUGUUCAUCAUUGUAGGUACAGGAGCAAAGUUCUCCAUUCAUUUCAACAGCACCUUUACAAUACUGAACGGGAUUGUCAUCGCCUUCAUCAUCUGUGCGGGGUUCUACUAUGCCGACAUCGACAACUGGACCAACACCAAUAGAGGUGGAUUCUUUCCUUUUGGCUUCGGUGGGACAUUGGGUGGCGCUGCGUCCUGUUUUUUUGCAUACAUAGGAUUUGAAGGGAUCGCCGUCUCGGGAGAAGAAGCAAGGCACCCUGAGAAGUCGAUACCGGUUGCUACAGCUAUCGCCCUUGCUGUAGUCACGGUUCUCUAUAUGCUCGUCAGCAUCAGUUUAACGUUGAUGGUACCGUUUGACCAAACUGACCCGACUGCAGCCUUCCCGAUGGCCUUCGCGUACAAUGGAGCAACUUGGGCAAAAUAUAUUGUUGCAAUUGGAACUCUGUUCGGCAUUACCACGUCCCUUCUUGGCGGGGCCUUCUCACUGCCACGGUCAGUUUACGCAAUGGCUGAUGACGGACUACUUUUCUCCAUAUUUGCACGUGUUCAUCCGCGCUCCCAAACCCCAGUUUGGUCUAUAGCGGUGUUCGGCUUUCUAGCAGCCUUAGGAGCCUUGUUAUUCGAGAUUGAAACCCUUGUCGAGUUUAUGUCCAUAGGUACUCUUCUAGCCUACACUAUAGUUGCUGCUAGCAUAAUUAUUCUAAGAUAUCAGCCAGUUACAAAAUGUCAGUUUAAAUUGAAACCCGAGGAGGUUCCUCAAGAAGAAGAUGCGAUGUCAGAGAAGAGUGUUAUCAUGAAGAAAUCCAAAAGCCAUGAUGAUUUCGGGAAGUUAAGAUCAAGUCUCAAGGAGCUUCCAAUCCUACGCGGAUUUGAGCCAGGGAGCUGCGUCACCAUGGCAACCGUUCUGAUGGGCGUGCUAAUCACGUGUCUUUGUGUGACGUGCAUAUAUGGCUUCCCUUAUUUGACUGGCGCCACCUGGUGGAUAAUUGUCCUCAUCAUUCUGUUCGUGGGUGGGAUCGUGUUUUUCUACCUUGUCAUUAUUGCGCAUGAGCAGAACGACGCUUUCAUGACAUUCCAGAUUCCCUUGGUGCCGUUGCUGCCGUCGCUGUCGAUGUGCUUUAACGUCGCCCUCAUGUUCUCUCUGUCGUAUCUCACGUGGAUUCGUCUUGCCAUCUGGAUGGCAGUAGGUCUGGUGGUAUACUUCGCCUACGGCAUGCACAACAGUCGGGAGAACAAGUCUGAGACGGGCUACGGCCCCAUGGUGGAAUACACGGGGGACGCCGCCUUGGGGGCGGGGACAUCCAUCACCCGCCUGGACGAGGAGAUCAAAGAACAACAGCCACCCAGGAGAGAUGAGGGGCUGCCCGCGGACUACUGAGGGAGGGGAGGGCUGAAAGUGGGUGGGGCUGAGAGUCAGACAUAGGUUUCAGGGGUCAAUAGGUAACCUUGUUGUCAAAUGCGUUCGCUCGCCACCGGGUUCGAUUCUCCACAUGGGCACAUUGUGUGAAUCCAUUUUCGGUACUCCCGACAUGAUAUGGCUGAAAAACCAUUCUCACUCAGUUUUUGAGUAGGAUGUUGGGUAGCUCAGUUGAUCAGGUGUUCUCUCGCCGACCGUGGUGUUUACACUACAUUACUGAAACCAUACUUGCUGGGUACGUGUGGAUUGAGUUGAGAUCGAGGAGUGAAGGGCCAACGCAAGACACAAUUUAUACAACAUUAACUUCAUAUACAUUAACGUCAAUAUUGAGCGGUACGCAUCUUCCCGAGGCAAGGUUGUUAACUGACUAUAAAAGUCCUGUUCCCAAAACUGCCGAACAAAGCUGGAAUUUCCGGGCUCGAUCGUAGCGCCACUAGUGGCUAUUACGAGUUAUGUCCCUUAUAUGUCCCUCCUAU
This is a messenger RNA of Haliotis rufescens (red abalone), 2883 nucleotides long. RefSeq names its product cationic amino acid transporter 4-like. Lineage: Eukaryota; Metazoa; Mollusca; Gastropoda; Lepetellida; Haliotidae. The transcript has 4 exons. Gene Ontology annotation, cellular component: plasma membrane. Gene Ontology annotation, biological process: transmembrane transport; amino acid transport. The record is from RefSeq and is a predicted model, not a curated record. Bases 470 to 2368 code for a protein of 632 amino acids. Gene Ontology annotation, molecular function: amino acid transmembrane transporter activity.